Patella vulgata (common limpet) is the source of this 4708-nucleotide messenger RNA. Its product is annotated as tyrosine-protein kinase SRK2. Gene Ontology annotation, molecular function: non-membrane spanning protein tyrosine kinase activity; signaling receptor binding; ATP binding. The record is from RefSeq and is a predicted model, not a curated record. The coding region runs from base 134 to 1654 and encodes 506 amino acids. Gene Ontology annotation, biological process: innate immune response; cell differentiation; cell surface receptor protein tyrosine kinase signaling pathway. Lineage: Eukaryota; Metazoa; Mollusca; Gastropoda; Patellidae. The transcript is spliced from 11 exons. Gene Ontology annotation, cellular component: extrinsic component of cytoplasmic side of plasma membrane.
AUGCACCAUGUAUAGAGUAGUACAAAGUUUUAUGAAUGAGGAAGUAAAUUUUGAACAGUUUGACACCUAUAACAGGAGAGACGAGGUGGUUGUGGUAUACUAACAAGUAAAUAACGUAUACAAGUAAAUAACCAUGGGGUGUAUUCAAUCUAUUCGGAAUAUUGGUGCUGCCUAUGCCACUAAUAGUCCUCCUCCUACUUCUAGUACUGCUAAUGGUGAUGGAGGUAGUGUGAAAAAGAAGAGAACAUUACCGCCAGUACCUCCAGAAGAUAAAAAGAUCGUACGAGCAUUAUAUGAUUUUAAGGGUAUGAAUACAGAUGAUUUGCCAUUUAAAAAAGGUGACCGACUUGCACUUGAAAAAGAUGAUGGUGAACCCUCGGAUUGGUUAUUAGCAACUCAUAUGAAAACUAACAAGAAAGGCUACAUUCCCAGUAAUUAUGUUUGUAAUGAUGAUAAUUCUAUAGAGAGUCAAGAUUGGUGGUAUGAUUUUAAUAGAAGAGAGUCGGAUGGAAUGUUGAUGCGGGUUGGUCUUAAAAAAGGAACAUUUUUAGUCCGCUAUGCUACAGAUAGAUUAUCCCAUGUUUUAUCGGUCCGUGAUGAAGAUGAUGAAGGAGAACCGUGUAACAAACAUUACAGAAUAAAAAAGAUGGAUAAUGGAGGGUGUUAUAUAAGUCCAAAACGUACUUUUAACUCAAUGAUGGAGCUCAUUGAAAAUUACCAAUCAAAUUCAGACGGUUUAUGUUGUUUAUUAACUGAUCCUUGUCCUAAAGACAGACCAGCUUGUUUACCAUUCAGACAACUUGAAGUUAAACGAAGUGCCAUUAAAUUAGAAAAUAAAGUUGGAGCUGGGUAUUUUGGUGAAGUUUGGAAAGGCCAAUUUAGAAAUGCUAUAACCGUCGCUGUAAAAACCCUAAAAACAGGUACCAUGUCAAGUGAAAGUUUUCUGGAAGAAGCUAAAGUGAUGCAUCGGUUGUUUCAUCGUAGAUUAGUAAACAUUUUAGCCGUUUGUUCCGAUUCCGAUCCUCUAUUGAUCGUCACCGAGUUUAUGCCUAAUGGUUCUCUCUUACAUUAUUUACGAAGUGACGAAGGAAAAAGGUUACAGUUCUCAGCUAUUAUAGAUAUGGCAUCACAGAUUGCUGAAGGAAUGGCGUUUUUAGAAUUGAAGAGUUUUAUUCAUCGUGAUUUAAGAGCUGAUAAUAUAUUGGUAGGCAAAAACCUUGAAGUAAAAGUAGCCGAUUUUGGUUUGGCUCGAUUAAUAGAGGACAAUGCCAUAUACUCGGCUUCUGAAAAUACAAAGUUUCCAAUCAAAUGGACGGCGCCGGAAGCAGGUUUAUACCGUCAGUUUAGCGUCAAAUCAGAUGUCUGGUCAUUUGGUAUACUAUUGUAUGAAUUAAUCACUUUUGGUCGCCAGCUAUAUAUAGGCAUGGGUGGUAACGAGGUUUUAACUAAGGUUGAACAAGGCUACAGACUUCCGAAACCAAAAACAAAUGAGAUGUCAUUAGAAUGCCCCCAAGAUUAUUAUAAUAUUAUGUUAUCCUGUUGGAAGAAAAAACCAGCAGAGCGACCAACAUUUCAAUUUCUGUUUGAUUUGUUUUCUGAUUACGAGAAUGCUACAGAGAAUGGUUACCAGGAUCCAUCGACAGAUAUCAGAUAAACUUCUCUUAUACAUGUCACACAACUGGUUCAAGUGUUAGUUACAAAUACAUUGUUAAAAUAUGUAAAUAUCACCUGGGCCCUUAUUCAUGAAAACUUAAACUAAGAUACAAUCGAAAUUUUAAGAAAUACUGCAAUUCCAUUGGCUGACCAGUAAAAUCAAUUUGCAUAUAUCCAAUGAAGUUGCAGUAUUUCUUAAAAUUUCGGUUGUAACUUAGUUUAAGUUUUUGUGAAUAAGGGCCCAGAUGUUAAAUUGUAUGAUAGAUUUAUUUAUAUAUUAUGUUUAGAAUACAAGUUACAGAAAAGUUACAAACUGAGAUUUUAAUAUUGUUGUAUUCUCUAUAUCAGUUUUAUCACAGUUUACAUACAGUCUCUUUAUCAGUUUUGGCUGACCGAUUGACCAAACUGAUUAAAACACAGAUCCUAUUUCGUUUCGUUUUUUAUAGUUCAAAAUUUCGUUUUACUUGUCUUUACUACACUAGGAUCUGGAACAGUUGUUAUAUAACCCGUGUUCUAAUUGAUGUGAGGGAUUAGCCAAUGAAACAGUCUGUUACGGCGAGUUUUUGGCAUGAGGUGCACAGAAUUGUGAGUAACCCACUAAAAACAUCAACGCUGAUUGGUUAAUCAAAUAUCUGACAUCGUAGGGUCAAAAGCCACUCAUAUGACCUCUGAUGCGACCUUCCACUAGAACUGGUCAGAUCUUCAUGUAGUGUAGGUCAUCGAAAGUAUAAAAAAAAAACCGAAACGAAAUAUAGAUCUGUAUUGUAAUCAGAUUGAUGGUUGACACAAUUAUAUGGAAUAGAAGUUACUUAAAAUUUUAUUUCUGGCAAUGUUUCGAUAAAGGUUCUCUUUUCUUUAUCACAUGCCUUAAUAAUAUAUAUUGAAAGAAUUUGAAUUUUAAAGUGAGAGGCCUGGUCCAAAUCGAUAAUACCAUAUUGUAGUUAGUUUAAUUGUAAAUAGAAUGACAGGCUGAUUUGUAUCCAGAUAGUUUUAAUAUCAACCAAACCAGCAAUCUCCCUAAUAAAAAACCCUUGGUUUCAAAUUAGAAUAUUUAAAAAAUAAUCUAGUAUUAAUUUUUUUUAUUAUUUAUUAUUAUUCAUAUAUUAAGCUUUUAAAAAAAUUGCUGUAUAUAUCAAAUUAUGAGUAGGUCUUUAAUUUAUCAUGGCCUGUGAUAAGGGGUCAACAAGCCACAUGGCCUGUGAUAAGGGGUCAACAAGCCACAUGGCCUGUGAUAAGGGUCAGCCAGCCACAUGGCCUGUGAUAAGGGGUCAGCAAACCACAGUCAACAAGCCACAUGGCCUGUGCAAAGGGGUAAACAAGCCACGUGCCCUCUUUCAUCUGUAAAUUCAAUAGUAGUUUUAUAGUUAAAUUAUCGAUUUAUGUGUGAUUGUGCGUCAGGGGCUGAAAUGAUUCACAAAUAUCUUAAAUCAACAGAUAAUAUAAUUAAUUUAAGGAGCAAUAGUCCAUCCAGACUCAAGGGAGAGAGAAAUGGGGUUUAAUGUCCACUCGACACAAACCAGCUGACUCAGCUGAUGCAGCGCGCACAAGCUAAUCAUUCGGCCAUCUUCCUUUGUAUUUAACAAUUUUUUUUUAUUUUGGAGAAAUAUUUUUAGAGAAAUGUUAUGCAAGAUUUAUAUUUGGAAAUUUGUAUUUGGAAAUUUGUAUUUGGAAAUUUGUUGUCCCAGAUUUGUUUUUCAUUGUAUGUCUCUGAUGAAAUGUAAAUGUAGGCCAAUUUUUUGAUUUUCUAAAAUAAAUUUUAUCUUUAUAUUAAAGUUACAUUAUGUAAGAUUUAGGUAAAGAGUUAACCAUUCUUGCUAUAAUAGCUAAAAAAUAAAUAAUGAAAAAUGAUAUAAUAUUGAACAUUUCAUUCAAAUUACUUCAUUCUCAGCCAAGUUAUCACUGUUUCUAAUUUUGACAAGAUGUGUGUAUUGUGGUAACCAGGGCACUGGUAUAUUCGAGUCUUAGCCCCGCUUUCCCAUUUUUAAAUUAAUCGAGAGUUGAUUAUGGUCUUCUUUUGUUUAUAAAUGCCUAAUUAAUAGUUUAUAUAACAUAACGUUUACUCUCAUUCCAUUUCAUUUCAUUUCAUUUCAUCUCAUUUCAUAAAGAGAGAGAAAUGGGGUUUAACGUCCACUUGACACAAACUAGGUAAUUUUGGGACUAACAUAUGGUUUAAUUUUAUUUCAACAAUUCGCUUGCGCGUAGGACCCAGAGAAAACCCACGAGGUUGGACAGGCGACCCUACUCCUUGCCACGUACAACCGGGGAUUCGAAACCACGCCAGUUGACUCAAUGACAGGCCUUAUGAUAAAGCAUGCACGUGCUAACCAUUCGACCAUCCAACCCCCAUUUCAUAAAGACCUUGGUCCAUAAGUAUCAAUUUUACAGUGUUAUUAAUGUUUAUUUCUGUACAGUAUUUGUUUUUAUAGGAAUUAUAUUUAUAAUACACAACUUACGUCUUUCAUAUAUUCCAUGCUAUUUUUAGUGUCCAGUCAUCAACAACGGUAGUAAUAGUCAUCAUCCCUCACUGUAAACAUCAUCAUCUUAUCAUCAUCAUUAUUGUCAGUGCCGUAUUAUCCUAAAGGCUGACUAGGCUGAAACCAAGGGGUCCCAUCAAAUGCAGGGAACUUGGCAACCUUUUUUUUCUUCUAGUGUCCAAUAUUAAUUAAAGGUUCUUUGUUCCUCCAAUUAUUACUUCGUUUGUAAUAAAAGGAAGUUUGAAACCUAAGGGCCACACCAUCAUGUAGAACGCUAGAUCAGAGACAGUCCUGCAUAUAUAAUGUCAUAGGUGGAUUGUAAGUUAGGCUAAGGGUUAGGCUUGGGUUAGGGUUAGCGCUAUCCCUGUUUACAUCUCAAGACUUUGACAAAAUCUGCCGGUUUUUUACCCUCUCAUAUGAUGUCAUAUGUGCUAGUGUUCUCCGAAUAUUGUUCAUUGCUCAUCAUGAUGUCAUAACACCACCAUCAUGAUGUCAUAGCACCACCGUGAUUUGUAUAAAUUUAUCUAGUUUUGUUAUAUUUUUGAUAUUGUAUUAAUAAAAGAUAAUUAGAAAUAUUUUCA